AAUCAAAAAUUGUUCAUAGUUCCAAUACAUUUAUUUUUUCCCAACAGCAGGCAAGAACUUCCAUGUGUGACCCCUCAUCAUGGCCGGGUGAUGAUGCUGCACUGGUAGCUGCAAGUCAGUCUGUGGAAGGUAAGUGAGAUAAAGUGUGUGUUAACAGAAAUCAAGCCCUUUUUAGAAAAAUUGUUCUGGUAGUUGUUAGAUUUGCUCAAGUCCCAAGAGCCACAGAUGAGUGCCAGCCCUAGCAGUCAAUCUGUUAGGUUGCCUUCUCGGGAUUCUCAGCCCACAGACAAGCCCAGUCAGCCUGAUCCUGCCAUCUGACCCGAGCAGUCAGAGCCCAUCGUCAGGUCCAAGAAGUUCAAGUCCGCUGUCCAGCCCCGGCAGUCUGUAUCACCAGCCACAACCCGGAUCAUGUGACACCCAAAGAGCUGCCAACAGAUUCCCCUGCAAAGGCCAUUGAUGACAUGUGGGCAAGUAAGCAGCGACGUCAGGAGUGCAUCCAAUAUACCAGACAUGAGCAUGUACAGAGUAGAACGUAGCACGACCAUCAACGAAGUGGAUGUGUCGUAUUACAAAUGUCUGCAUGGAAGCAACAGCUUGGAAGGAUUCCACAAGGUACACACUGUGCAGCUCUGCCCUUUCAGGUUUACCUGAUAAGUGACAUUGCACAAUGGAACGCAGACAGGAGCUCAGAUGCAGUAUUUGGUGGUAAAGGACGGCACCACAGGAUAUACUCCGCAACGCUGAUCGACUGCCUCAACACCCGGUGUCAAAAGCUGUUCGGAGAAACCGAGGAGCUGCUCGGGUUGGAGUACCUCUUCAGAGCAUGGGUGAAUUGGGACCCUUCUUGCUCCAGGACAUCGUCAACAAUGGACCUGGUCCCGAGGAAAAGGUGGUUCAGCCUGGAUACCCCGAUACAAGCGAGGACGACGAAGCUUACCACAGCGACGUGGAGAUGCGAGACAGCGUUCUGGAUGUCGCUCUGUCCCGCAUCACCUUCACAGCCGAUGACCUCAACUGUAAACCCACCGGAAUUUGAGGAUGCAUGCAGUCCUAACCCUCGUCCUGGCUUUCAAAAGCUAGAAACCUUCUACUGCUUGCUGGUGGAGAGCUGCCUUGCUGAAAACAAGUUUUCACUUACCACUGAAAAAUCCUUGAAGCCUGGAAUGCAGUGGAGGAACAUGAUAAGCAGCCACAGAAGUUUAAUCAGCUGUACAGGACCCACUUGGGUAACACCCUCUUCUGUCGGACGAAAUGGGAUGAUCUUGUUGCCGCCGCCGUCAUCCAGAGGGUCAAGAUGGCUAAGCGUUACUCACCGGCUCAACAAGACAUCAGUUCCCAGCACAAUAGGCUGAUGUAUGUACUGGUGAAACUGCUGUGGUUGUGAACUCCUCGAUCAUCUCGCACCAGCCCGGAGAAGAGCGGGAUCCUGAAGUCAUACGAGAGAAUUCAACACGGAUUCUGGUGGAUGAUCCAGUCCUGUGUAAAGCAGGCAUUCCUCUUCCAAAAAUCAACAUCAAGACAGUGCGGGACUUCAUCCAUCAAGAGAGGCUCCUUUACCUCCAUGCUACAUAAUGGUCAUUCGCCAUCACAAAGACCACCUCGGUCUCUUCCGCAGAACUACCUCCAGCACCACACAGCCAGCAGUGCUCCCUCCACCGGACUACCCCCUCAUGCAAUAUGUGGCCACACUUAGCACGGCAGGGACGAAGCUGUUGAAGGAGAGGCCCGACAUAACUAUGCCGCUCCCUUUGUACCUGCCGUUGUUGGCGAGAAAAACCCCGGCCAUUUGUACUAUCACCAUGGAAAACAGGGUGUAUGAAUGUUACCAACACUGUAUCUCUGUCGUCGACUAGCUGAAAGCUGAAGGGAUGUACAAUCUGUAAUGUUUUAAAUGCGCUUUUUGUGUGUUUUUCCCCACUUAGUGCAGUGUGUGUGUGUGUGUGUGUGUGUGUGUGUGUGAGUAAUGUGGAGAAAUAAUGUGAUCCCUAUUCUAGUACACAACUAUUAGAAUUACAAAUUGUAUUUUGUUUAAAUUUUUUCCAACAGUAAAACUAGUACAUAGUUGGAUUUCAUUGUAUAAAAUGUAAAGAUUUUUUAUACUAAUUUAUUACUUUUUUUAAUCACAUUCAGUGAUCUUGUACUUGCUACACUUUUUUUCAAGUGUUGCCCAUUUUGUUUUGUUCCAAUAAAUCUAUUUUACU
Tachysurus fulvidraco (yellow catfish) is the source of this 2201-nucleotide messenger RNA. RefSeq lists its product as uncharacterized. Lineage: Eukaryota; Metazoa; Chordata; Actinopteri; Siluriformes; Bagridae. The coding region runs from base 573 to 1352 and encodes 259 amino acids. The record is from RefSeq and is a predicted model, not a curated record. The transcript has 3 exons.